AUGGACCAAAAAUGUCAUGGGAAUAAGGGCCAGAUCAUUGGCAGUAAUGACAAGUGGCUGGAUGCCUAUCAUGACCCACUCGCAUCGCUGUACACUUUCACGCAGUGUCUGACCUUGUCUGACAUUCAAGCAGAUGGAGAUUGGAAGCUUAUAGUUGCAGACCUUGGGACUGGAAGCUACGAUAUGAAGCUCAAAGUCUAUAAAAACACAACUUUGAUGAGCGAGCAUACAAUCAUAGACCUGCCGACAGGAGUUGUCACAUUUUAUAUGGAUAACCUUGAACCGAGAACUCCUGCUAUUGCUGUGGCAUCGGGGCCUUAUAUUUAUGUCUACAAAAACCUGAGACCCUACUUCAAGUUCACACUACCUCCCUUGGAUGUGCACCCAAUGGAGCAGGAGCUGUGGGACCAAGCAAGAGAUGAUCACAUCAGUAUUUACAGAAUGAAAGAAACACUUGAGGCUUUGAGACAAGAAAGCACCCCUUUGACUGUGAGAUCAUUACAACUUCUGCAGCUGGACAACAACCAGAUAGAGAAUUUUGUCAACUUACACAAGAACACACCCUUAAAAAAACAGACUGUGGUUACUUGUCUGGACACAAUGAAGAAGUCUGUGGCAGAUGAGGACGCUAUCAGCUGCCUGAUUUUAGGAACUGAGAGUAAAGCCAUCUAUGUUCUUGAUCCUGGAGCAUUCACAGUACUUGCCACGAUGGAGCUGCCAAGUGUUCCAGUGUUUAUCAGUGUCACUGGUCUGUUUGAUGUUGACUAUCGUAUCGUGGUUGCCUGCAGAAAUGGACGUGUCUACACUUUGAAAAGAGGCAGCAAAGAUGUUGCAAAAAACAUGAUAGAGCUCAACUCACAACCUGUCGGGAUGGAGAGAAUCAACAAAAACAUUUAUGUUGGUUGCAUGGAUGACACUUUACAUUGCUAUACAUCCAAGGGUAAAAGACUGUGGACGGUCCGCCUGCCAGCGAGCAUCACUACACUGGAAGUCAUUGAUUAUAAGCCCAAAAGUUUUACAGCAGUUCUCGUUGCUCUUAGCAACAAGGAAGUCCAUAUCUACAAGGAGAAGUUUCUUGUGGAUGUGAUCAAGAUGGACGAUGUCAUUACGGGCAUGUGCUUUGGCAAGUUUGGUAGAGAGGAUGGCACACUGGUGAUGUCUGCAAAAUGUGGAGGGCUUUAUGUGAAAAUCUUGAAGAGAACUGCAAAUUUUGAUGAGAAAGACAUUUCUGCUGGGCCUCCCAAAGCACAAAGUGUCAAGCUAAAUGUGCCAAAGAAAACCAAAUUGUUUGUGGAUCAGACACAGAGGGAACGGGAGCAUGCUGUAGCCAUACAUAGAACAUUCCAGCGAGACCUGGCCAGACUGAGACUGCGAGUGAUGAAAGAAUAUGUCAAGGCUGUGGACAACAGUUUGAGUCCUAUAUCUUCUGAUCCAAUGGAACCUAUCAAACUGAAUGCUUUUGUUCAAGGUGUUGGUCCGACCUUCAAGUUUACAGUCAAACUUCAGAACACAUCACUCAGCCAAGCCUCCAUUGGCCUCUUCAUCACAUUCGAUUACGAUGACAAGCUGUAUCAUUUCCGCAAGAAGUUAAUCCAGGUGCCAAUCCUAGUUCCAGGCCUGACCUAUGACUUUGACUCAUUCGUGGACUGUCUCAACAAUAAUGGUGUUAGUGACAGUGUGAAGGUCUAUGUGAUUAAACCAGGAAGGGCUGUACCUAUUAUUACCGGGGUGGUCAGCAUGCCAGUUAGUGAAAGCAUCAUAAUUGUUUAG
This is a messenger RNA of Candidula unifasciata, 1770 nucleotides long. The record is from the annotation of a GenBank genome assembly. Lineage: Eukaryota; Metazoa; Mollusca; Gastropoda; Stylommatophora; Geomitridae.